AUGACCAAGAGCAGCACACUUUCCAUUUAUCUUGCUGUAAGAAAUGUAUUUUCUUCACAAAUUGUCCUUGGGGUCACAGCCAACGUCUUCCUCCUCCUCUUCUACAUCUUCAUGUUCCUUGUCCAGGGCAGGACCAGGCCCACAGACAUGGCCAUCGCUCACCUGGGCCUGAUUCAUCUGCUGAUGCUCAUAAUCAGGGUGUUCCUGGAUAUAGACAUUUUGGGGGUUCAGGAUAUUUGGAAUGACAUCACAUGUAAAGCCAUCAUCUACCUGUACAGGCUGAUGAGGAGCCUGUCAGUCAGCACCACCUGCCAGCUGAGUGUCCUGCAGGCCACCACCCUCAGCCCCAGAAGUUCAAGCACAUGUCCCCACAGCAGAGUCUGCGGAAUACUCUGGGACAUCUUCCUUCUCGGGCUCAUGGCCCUCUCCAGUGGGUACAUGGUGGCUCUCCUGUGGAGGCAUAAGAGGCAGUGCCAGCACCUCCACACCACUAGCAGGAUUCCACAAGCCUCCCCAGAGCAGAGGGCCACUAGGACCAUCCUGCUCCUCAUGGGUUCCUUUGUGGUCAUGUACUAUUUGGACUGCGUGAUCUCCUCCUCUUAUGGUAAAAUGCAGAAGGAGGAUUUGGUUCGCCUUGUGUUCCAGAUGCUGGUGGGCAAUGGCUAUACCACCGUCAGUGCUUUGAUGCUGAUUAGUACAGGAAAAACGAAUAAUCCACUUCUUCCAAUCCACACCAGGGAGGACGAGGACAUGUUUAUGCACGACCAGAUAACCUCUCACUGUGUAAUUACACGUUAUUUCCACCUGAGUUUCCAAAAAUUAGUUGAUGUUGGAAAAAAUAAAAACCUAAAGGAGGAUGAGGGAGAUGAAACUUGUGUUGUUCUUUGUAAGAUCUUUAUCACACCAG
Molecule: messenger RNA, 907 nt
Organism: Marmota monax (woodchuck)
Lineage: Eukaryota; Metazoa; Chordata; Mammalia; Rodentia; Sciuridae
Product: vomeronasal type-1 receptor 90-like
Exons: 2
Biological process (GO): G protein-coupled receptor signaling pathway
Cellular component (GO): membrane
Molecular function (GO): pheromone receptor activity
Source: RefSeq, a predicted model, not a curated record